AUGGUGCCACAGUACGGCGAACCAGCUGCUCCUCCUGUAGACCCCUAUUCGGAUGCUUACAAUGCUCUCCCGCCCGCUGCUCCAGCUUUGCAGUCGGACGCGAGAGACCGUGACCUCCCACCUGCACGAGGCCGCUCUCGCUCCCGUAGUCCUGCUCGUAGCAACGGCGGCUUUCGAAGCCCUUUCCGACGUAGGUCUCCUCCUCCCAAGAGGCCUUCUCAUGCUCCAAUUGCGCCCAAUCCUAGCAACGUGCUAGGAGUGUUUGGACUCAGUAUCCGUACUCAGGAGCGUGACCUGGAUGAAGAAUUCAGCCGGUUUGGAAGGGUAGAGAAAGUUACCAUUGUAUAUGAUCAACGAUCUGACCGUUCUCGAGGAUUUGGGUUCAUCAAGAUGUCAACUGUUGAAGAAGCGACACGUUGCAUUCAGGAACUGAAUGGUGUGGACCUCAAUGGCAGGCGCAUUCGUGUCGAUUAUUCAGUUACCGAUCGGCCUCAUGCUCCGACCCCCGGCGAGUAUAUGGGUCAUCGGCGUUCCAACCGGGAUUCGUACCAGGGUGGCGGCGGUGGAGGCCGGGAUCAUCGUGACUCUUUCAGGGAUUCUUUCCGCGACCGUGACCGUGACCGUGACUACCGCCGUUCCGACCGCGAAAGAGACAGGGAUCCCUACGGUCGUGACAGCAGGGACUGGCGCGAGAGGCGUAGUCCCCCUCCUCGAAGUGGCCGUUAUUCACCUGAUUACAGGCGUCGCAGGAGCUAUUCAAGAAGUCCUCCUAGGGGUAGCAGCCCGGCACGUAGGGAUUAUGACGGACCUGCAGGGAACGGUCCCACGUCCGUCGAUGCUCCUUCCCGUUGGUGA
Serpula lacrymans var. lacrymans S7.9 is the source of this 855-nucleotide messenger RNA. RefSeq lists its product as uncharacterized. Lineage: Eukaryota; Fungi; Basidiomycota; Agaricomycetes; Boletales; Serpulaceae. Gene Ontology annotation, molecular function: RNA binding. The record is from RefSeq and is a predicted model, not a curated record. The transcript has 5 exons. The coding region runs from base 1 to 855 and encodes 284 amino acids.